AUGUUCUUCCCUCAAAGACCCGGUAGGGCCCCAUUACGUUGUUCAGUGGCUGUCUUUAAAGCCCAAAUAUUCCCGGCUGUCCUGGUCCAACCACAAACCCCUAGUCAAGAAAUUAGUUGGAACAAUGCAGUGGAAUGGUUGAACAACUUCAAUUUCCAUGAAAUUCCGAGCGAUGAGGUGCAAAUAAGUUUAAAGAAUUUGCUGGAAUAUGAGUCGGAGGUGCUUGAAGUAUAUUUGACCCUGAUGAGACGGCAUUUUUUUCAGCAUGAGGUGGAGAGUUUGAAGUAUUCAAAUUCCCAGGUGACAAUCGACGAGAAUCAAACGGUACAGAUUAUCCAUAAGAUGAGAGACCUCAAGAAAAAGUACUUCUUCCCUCUUCAAUUUAUAAAAUUACGAGAAUCUAAAUUGGUAACGGUAGAUCAGGUAUUAAACGGAUUGUUUGCUACAGUGUUGUUAGAUGAAACCCUGACGAUCACCAACGAAGAUCCCAAGAAUUACAAUGCAAUGAUAUUUGUAGAGAAUUUGAAACAUUUAUUCGGGAACUAUUUCUAUCAUAAUGAUGAAACCAUGUUUAGUAACAUUAUGAGCUUAGUAGAGAUUUUGGUGUCGGCUAACAUGGCCAAUGCCGUCAAAUAUAUCGUGGCCAUCGUCACCAAACAAAUGGUCAAACAGAAGAUCCAAUGGUUCGAUGUUGGAAAAUGGGAUGAAAAAAUAUUUACCGUAAUAUCCAAGGACAUAAAAAAGGGAAAAAUGAAGAGACUAUUAGAUUGUUAUAUCUUCUGCGGAGAUGAUAUCACUAACGAGAACGUGGCUGAGGAAUUGGAUUCCAUUAUUGGCGAUGAGUUGCUAAAACUACGAAUCGACGAAUUAUACGAAAUUGUCGGUGAUUUUCCUAGAUCAUCACCGGCUUUGGAGGAAAUCAAUGAUUUUAUCAAGACCCCGGCACAAAGAUCGUAUCUUGUUAGCACUUUUGGCGAUGCUGUGAAAAAGAACCUACUACAUCCUGGAGCUACAACAAUUUCGAUCAUAUCGUUUUAUAUUUCAAUGAUCAAAAGUUUGUUGAUUGUUGAUCCAAAGGGAGUUUUAUUAGAUAGGGUCUGUCGUCCAAUUAGACGAUAUCUCAAGGAAAGGCACGAUACUAUCAAGUUUAUUGUGAGUGGAUUACUUGAUACUGAAGAUCAUAAUCAUAAACUCACACAAUUAUCAGAAGAAUUGAAGAAAGCAGCAGAACAGAAAAUAAAGACCACCAGUAUUGUGGUGGAUGAAAUGAAUGGCCAAGAAUUGUACACGGAAGAAAGCCUUGAUUGGGCCCCUGACCCCAUUGAUGCUUUGCCUGAUUUCAAGCGAAACAAAGUCGGGGACAUUAUUGAAGCGGUCACUUCAUUAUUUGACUCAAAGAAUUUCUUUAUCAAUGAAUUCAUCAAACAUUUCUCUCGACAAUUGAUCAACAUUGAUUAUGAUAUUGACAUUAUCUUAUCGAAAUUGAACUUACUCAAGGCAAAGUUUGGGAAUAGCAAUGAAUUUGAUAGCUUAGAUGUUAUGGUACGCGAUAUUAUUGAAUCUAAAAAUAUUGACUCGUUCAUUCAAAAGCAGGCGCUGGCGCAAGCUUUCCGUGGUGCAAAUUUCCAUUCUACCGUGUUAUCUUAUUUGUUCUGGCCUAAUGAUUUAGUUAAAGUUAAUCAAGGGGAAUCAGUCGGUUCAGGAAGGCUGACAUCGUUCAUUCUUCCGACCGAAAUUCAGAAAUUGUAUGAUGAUUACUCUGAGAAAUAUUCGGAAAUAAAAUUGGGAAGACAGUUGAAACCGGUACACAAUCUUGGGAAAGUAACGGUUGAGCUUGAAUUAAAAGAUAGGGUGAAAAGCUUCCAGGUGACCCCUGAUGUUGCCAUGGUAAUUUAUCAAUUCAAUGAUGAUGUUCAGACAUUAGAUCUUGAUCAAAUCACUGAAAAAUUACAAAUGGAUAGUUUUAUGGCAAGAAAAGCUUGUAGUUAUUGGGUCAAAGAAGGGAUUUUGGAAGAAGUUGAUGAUGACGAGUAUCGAGUAUUGGAAACUGAAAAGAAGUCAGGACAAAUUCUCGAUGAUAGGCUGAUCAUGGCCAAACCAAUGGUUGAAUCAGACGAAAAAGACCUGGAUAACAAAUUCAAAGAAAUGGAGGUACUUUUCCCGUUCAUCAAUGGUAUGUUGACGAAUCUUGGAUCAAUGGAAGUCGCUAAGAUCAAGAGCUUUUUAAGUAUGGCUUUCCCUGCAGAAUUGAAUGUAUCGUUCAAUGAGGCUCAAUUGGAAGAGUAUUUGAAUUUCUUGGUGGAUGAGGAUAAAUUGGAGAUGGUGGGCAAUAAGAUGUAUAAAUUGCGGCCUGCUAAUUGA
Molecule: messenger RNA, 2361 nt
Organism: Saccharomycopsis crataegensis
Lineage: Eukaryota; Fungi; Ascomycota; Saccharomycetes; Ascoideales; Saccharomycopsidaceae
Gene: APC2
Product: anaphase promoting complex subunit 2
Exons: 1
Coding region: 1-2361 (786 amino acids)
Biological process (GO): protein K11-linked ubiquitination; ubiquitin-dependent protein catabolic process; metaphase/anaphase transition of mitotic cell cycle
Cellular component (GO): anaphase-promoting complex
Molecular function (GO): ubiquitin protein ligase binding
Source: RefSeq, a predicted model, not a curated record